Molecule: messenger RNA, 3962 nt
Organism: Callorhinus ursinus (northern fur seal)
Lineage: Eukaryota; Metazoa; Chordata; Mammalia; Carnivora; Otariidae
Gene: GCNT2
Product: glucosaminyl (N-acetyl) transferase 2 (I blood group)
Biological process (GO): transforming growth factor beta receptor signaling pathway
Cellular component (GO): membrane
Molecular function (GO): acetylglucosaminyltransferase activity
Source: RefSeq, a predicted model, not a curated record
CGUAUGCAUAGGGGGAAGGCUUUCCGGAAGCGGGGCUGGGCGGAGAGGCGCUGCUGGCCGCUCGGGAUUCAGCACCCGGGGUCCGAGAAAAGCGGUGCGAGCUAGGGCAGCAUCUCUCGUCCGGCCCGCGCCGCAGAGGAUGGACGCCACGCCGGAAAGGACAAUAAAUGAGGAUUGAAGGACUCAAGCCCUCUGGAGAAGCUUGCCGAAAUUCAGGACUGGGAAGAGAAGCGGUUCAACCUCUUCACACUUGCGGGUUCAGGGACUGGUCAUUUCUCAAUCCCUGGAGAGAGACUCCUUCCUCAAGGAAGUGAAAAUAAUGAACUUUUGGAGGUACUGCUUUUUUGCUUUCACUGUGUUCAGUGGGGUUAUUUUUGUGAUAUUUUAUAAUAGCCCGUUACACCUGCCAAAGAAUUUCGGGACGCUGAAUAGCUCCAGUCACAGGUAUUUUAGAAUACAUGCCUGUGAUUACGCCUUAGAAGAUAAGUCCACUUUUUUGUGGGGAAAGACCUUGCCAUCACCUUUGGGGAGUGUCCCCUGUAAGGACUACCUGAUCCAAAAUCACUACAUCACCAGCCCCCUGUCGGAAGAAGAAGUUGCUUUUCCUUUGGCUUAUGUCAUGGUCAUCCAUAAGGACUUUGAUACUUUUGAAAGGCUCUUCAGGGCUAUCUAUAUGCCCCAAAAUGUCUACUGCGUUCAUGUGGAUGAGAAAGCCACAGCUGAGUUUAAGGAAUCUGUGUGGCAGUUACUGAGUUGCUUCCCAAAUGCUUUUGUUGCUUCCAAGAUGGAGCCAGUGGUCUAUGGGGGUAUCUCCAGGCUCCAGGCUGACCUGAACUGCCUAAAAGACCUCGUGGCGUCCAAGGUGCCGUGGAAGUACGCCAUCAACACGUGCGGGCAAGACUUCCCCCUGAAAACCAACAAGGAGAUAGUUCGGUAUCUGAAAGGCUUUAAAGGGAAAAACAUUACCCCGGGGGUGCUGCCCCCGAAUCACGCAAUUAAGCGGACUAAAUUCGUCCACCGGGAGCAUAUAGGCGAAGAUGGCUCCUUUGUGAAAAAUACAAAUAUUUUGAAAACCUCACCUCCACAUCAGCUGACCAUCUACUUUGGCACUGCCUAUGUGGCCCUUACCAGAGAGUUUGUCAACUUUGUCUUCCAUGACAAAAGGGCCAUUGAUCUACUACACUGGUCAAAAGAUACUUACAGCCCCGAUGAACAUUUCUGGGUGACACUUAAUAGGAUUCCAGGUGUCCCUGGCUCCAUGCCAAACGCAUCGUGGAUCGGUAACCUCAGGGCUAUAAAGUGGAUUGACAUGGAAGAUAAACACGGAGGCUGCCAUGGCCGCUAUGUCCACGGCAUCUGUAUCUAUGGAAACGGAGACUUGAAGUGGUUGAUUAAUUCGCCCAGCCUCUUCGCUAACAAGUUUGAGCUUUCCACGUACCCCCUCACCGUGGAAUGCCUCGAACUGAGGCUUCGAGAAAGAGCCCUAAAUCAGAGUGAAACAGUAAUACAGCCCAGCUGGUAUUUCUGAUCCACUGUAACACGGGCUCGACAGGCGCUCGCAGCUGGGAAGAAGAGCCUUUCUUUGUGAGAGAACUUUGCCUUGCUUAUGUGAAUAGUUGCCAGAACGAGGUUACGGCUACAGGACCUGGCCAUGUUAUUCUGUGUGAAACCAUCCACUGGACACUGUGAACUCUGCUAUUGGGAUGGCUGCACAGGGCCAUGCCGGCAUUUUGGCCACAAUGGCGGCCUCCUGACGCUCCUACGUCAUGCUAACUCUCUGAUCAGUGAUCAACUGAACUGAUGUCAAACCUUUGCACCGGAUACUCAUUAUAGAGAAAUGUUCUCAUGAAAAGAAGAACUGUAGAUAAUACUAUUUAGGAAAAUAGGAAUUGUGUUUCUUUGAAGGAAUCUUCUAUGAGAGAUCUAUAGCCACGCAUCUGUGGACACCACUCCUCUUUGCUCAGCCGCAUGUAGGCAUAGAAACAACUUUCUGGGCAACUCAGCAAUCUCUUUUAAAACUUGAGCUACCAGAAGGGAAAACUAGAUCUUGUUCCCGGGUUUCAACACUAACCUUUCCAGUUUACUGUGUCUGAAGUCCUGUAUAGGAGGUAAAGUCAUUGACAGGAGGCGGGAUAUGCUUUCCGACAGCAGCCACUACCUCCUGCUUCAGCAAAGGAAUCCCAGCAAAACAGGACAUUUCUUGUGGUGAGUCAGAAUGUUCGCUAGUCCCCCUGCCAUUGCUUUCCAUGGACAACACUGCAACGUUCCCACAGAAUGAAGAUAUUUCUAGAAGAGAGGUGCUAGUGCAUGAAUCUUGUCCCAGGUCUCUAACCUCAGAAUGAAUCACUUUCCUCUUCGGUCACCACCCUCCACCCCCACCACAGUGAUCUUACCUGCAAAAUGGAGUCUAAAUUCUACACCGUGAAGGCUUUAAGGACUCCAGAGUAUUUUGAGUAGCUUAUUCUCAGUAUUCUCUGAGUAGCUUUACAAUGCUUAGUGCUGAUAAGAGUGCCUAGAGUUUUAAGAGCUUUCCAUUGUGAGUGAGCAUCUGUGUCUCUUAUCCUUUGUGCUUACACUCACCCCUUAUCCUUUAUCCAAUUCGUUCACUCAGCAUGCAGUCAGUAAAUAUUUCUUGAGUGCCUGUUGUAUGCCAGACCCAUUUGACACAAGGAGAAAAUGAAGAGAGAAGCUUUUUCACUCUAAAAUUCUUGGUAAUAGCUCCAACGUUGGAAAGGCUGCUCUAGAGAAUCUCACGGAUUGCUUGUAUUUUAAUGCAUUCAUAUGCAGAGUUAUAGACUGGGAUAUCAGGCCAAGAAUAUGAGUGAUUAGAAGUCGAGGUCUAGGGGCGCCUGGGUGGCUCAGUCAGUCAAGUGUCUGCCGUCGGCUCAGGUUAUAAUCCUGGAGUCUUGGGAUUGAGCCCCAUGUUGGGCUCCCUGCUCACUGUGGAGUCCACUUCUCCUCUUUCUCUCUGCCGCCCCCCCCCCACUCGUUCUCUCUCUCUCAAAUAAAUAAAUAAAAUCUUAAAAAAAAAAAAGAAAUCAAGGUCUAAAUCAGAGAUCAUUCCAAAGGGAGAAAGGAAGGAAUAGACAGAAGCUAAAUCCUGCUGUGUUGUAGGCAUCCACAUAGCUCCCUUAUGGCUCAUUGCCUUAACACCUUACAACACUCUUGGGAGGCUCACAUGAUUACCUCCAUUUUGCAGAUGAAGUAAGUGAGGCUUAGAGAAGUUGUUAAUGAGCAUGAGGAAACGAGUUCUCUGAGGAUUGGGAUGUUCUUAGUGGUCUCCUUAGUUCAGUUUCCUGAGAUGGAAUAUUUAGAGAAGGUGAAAUAAAGCCAUAUUUAGUAUACCAGAGAGGGUAGGUUUUAAGAAUGGUCUCAGUGUUAAUAUGAGAAAAUGUGCUGUCACCUCAGAAAAAUGUGAAGUCUACUUUUGUACUCCUAAAUCCAUUGAGUUCCUUAAUAUUUAUUUAUUCUAACAAAAAAAAAGUUACUACAACUAAUGAUACCUUUAAUUCACACUAUUUUUUUUUCUGUGACUGCCUGUUGAAUGUUAAUCGUAUUUAAGGGAAUGCCUUUGAAAUAAAGCCUUUUUUCCCUGCUACUGAAAAAGAUGGAGCUGUAUAGAGUGGUAUAGUCUUGAAGCGUAGGGAACACACCCAGAGCUAAUGGUGGAGUCUAAGAAUCAUCUUUUUUUUCAACUUCUUUAAAUGACCCCACCCGAGAAGAAAUGUUUUACACUGGAUCUUUCUCAUCUAGAACGAGAACUCUUUUGGAAUAGAAGAUGUUUACAUGUCUGUUGCUGGUCAUCUCUGUGUCUUAAAUACUUUAAUAUUGGAAGACUGUAGUGUUUGGGCAAGUGGGUUUCCACUAGCCCAUGGGGAUGGGCUGAAACUACUAAAUCCGUCCUUGUUUGCAAUGAUGGUCCAUGUUGUUAUCUUGGAAAUAAAUUAAUAUAUUGUUUUCAC